CCGAGGGGGGCGCCCCUGCUCCGUCACAGACCCGCGGCCCGGCCUGGCCCAGACAGCUGGAGCCCACCCGGUCGCUUAGGAACGGGACGCGGAGAUGGCGGCGGGCGCCGGGCAGCGGGCAAUAGAAAAACAGCUAAAGACCUGUGGUUAUAAGAGGGAUGCAGAUGUCUCAGUAUUGUAUCUUGCUGGACAAGGACUAAAAGUCAUCCCCACUCUGUCACGAUUUCGGAUGUUAAAGUAUUUGUGGCUUAACAACAAUAAGAUCCAAGAGAUAACAUUCUUGAUUAAUAAUUAUUGCUUGACAGAACUCUACCUUAACAAUAAUGACUUGAGAGAUAUAGCAGGUGCUCUGAAACACUUGAAUUCAUUACAAGUCCUGCUGCUUCACAACAACCAGUUGAAGCACCUUGACAAAACAGUGAAGGAACUGACAGGAAUGAUAAGUCUGCAAACCCUAAACCUAUUCCAUAAUCCCCUGUCCCAAGAUCCUAUGUACCGUCUUUAUGUGAUAUACUUCCUUCCUUCAGUACAACUUCUUGACAGAAAAAAAAUUACACAAAAAGAAAAGGAAUCUGCAUUACAUAUUUACAACCACGAAAGAUCCUGUGUUCUCCAGUCUAUAGCUUUUGGAAAGAGAAUAGACAAAUCAUUGGUGGCUAAGACAGUAUCCAGCAGAAGCAUUCUAGCUGCCCAAAGUUUGCAGAUGCCUCCAGAUUAUGAAUUUGCAAAUCACGUGAAUAAAGUUCCAUUUGAGAACCCUGAAGAUGCAGUUUUUGUAAGGGCAAUGAAGAGAUCUAUAAUGGAAUUUUCCUGUGUAGAUUGGAACAAAAUACCCACCUACCAAGAAAAGCAUCUUGAAAACAAACUUAAAGAACCCUGUGAGAAAUUGACAGUUAAAUUCAGAUAACUGUUUGCUUUCUCAGGAAACAUUUAUAUAUAUAUAUAUGCUAGAUAGGUAUUAAAGCUUUCUUUUAAGUUAGCAUUUGUAAGGCAUACACUGUAACUUACACUUUAUUACAUUAACUUUCAGCAGAACAACUGUACCACCCUGUUACCUGGUAAUUCAAAAAAUGUAAUGCUUAGAGUUGAGGAAUAAAGGUCAAAAACACCA
This is a messenger RNA of Gavialis gangeticus (Gharial), 1111 nucleotides long. RefSeq names its product leucine rich repeat containing 72 (gene LRRC72). Gene Ontology annotation, molecular function: protein binding. Lineage: Eukaryota; Metazoa; Chordata; Crocodylia; Gavialidae. The record is from RefSeq and is a predicted model, not a curated record. Bases 95 to 907 code for a protein of 270 amino acids. The transcript is spliced from 9 exons.